GCGCUCCCGGGCUCCGCCGCAGGCUGCGCGCCCCUCCCGCCCCGGCCCCGGCCCGAGCCGCUGCUGCUGUUGCAGUCGCCGCCGCCGCCAGGCCGCGCCCCGCCCCUCGCCGCCGCCGCUCCCGGGGAGGCUGCGCUCGAGCUGCGGCGCCGGCUGCAGCCGCCUGGGCCCCGGGCCCGGCUCCUCCCGCGCCGCCCGGGCGAUGAGAAGCUGCUUCUGCGUGAGACGGAGCCGGGACCCGCCGCCGCCGCAGCCGCCGCCGCCCCAACGGGGAACAGACCAAGCCACCAUGCCUGAAGUCAAAGAGCUCUCAGAAGCCUUGCCAGAGACACCAAUGGACCCCAUCACGGGAGUCGGGGUGGUGGCCUCCCGGAACCGAGCCCCAACAGGCUACGAUGUGGUUGCGCAGACAGCUGACGGUGUGGAUGCUGAUCUCUGGAAGGACGGCUUAUUCAAGUCCAAGGUUACCAGAUACCUGUGUUUCACAAGAUCAUUUUCUAAAGAAAAUAGCCACCUGGGGAAUGUGCUGGUGGACAUGAAGCUCAUCGACGUCAAGGACACCUUGCCAGUGGGCUUCAUUCCCAUCCAGGAGACCGUGGACACGCAGGAGGUGGUCUUUAGGAAGAAGCGGCUAUGCAUUAAGUUUAUUCCCCGGGAUUCAACCGAAGCUGCCAUUUGUGACAUUCGCAUCAUGGGCCGGACCAAGCAGGCACCUCCCCAGUACACGUUUAUAGGGGAACUGAACAGCAUGGGCAUCUGGUAUCGAAUGGGCAGAGUGCCAAGAAACCAUGACUCCUCUCAGCCCACCACGCCCUCCCAGUCAUCAGCCGCUUCCACCCCAGCCCCAAACCUUCCCAGGCACAUCUCCCUAACACUACCGGCUACCUUCCGAGGCAGAAACAACACCAGCACAGACUAUGAGUACCAGCUCUCCAAUCUGUAUGCCAUAUCAGCAAUGGAUGGUGUGCCUUUUAUGAUUUCAGAGAAGUUUUCCUGCAUUCCAGAAAGUAUGCAGCCCUUUGAUCUCUUGGGAAUCACCAUCAAGUCUCUGGCGGAAAUUGAAAAGGAGUACGAGUACAGUUUCCGCACUGAGCAGAGCGCAGCAGCCCGGCUCCCACCCAGCCCCACCCGGUGCCAGCAGAUCCCCCAGUCCUGAGGAGCCCACAGCCUCCUGGGGGAGAAGACAUCUCCUACCCGGUGCCCAGACUACUGAUGGGGUGGCUGGGGCGAGAGUCACGCCUCCCCUCACCUGCCCGUUCUGCUUGCCCUGAUCACUGGCCACGAGACUCUGGGCAGCUGCUUGGUCAUACAUGGUCAUCAGCUCGCCUGACGAGACUUCCCUGCCUCCCCAGGAUCGUUGUUCAUAAUUGUGACUAAUAUAUGUGCUGUUAGUGACCAGAGGCUCCUGUGUGAUGACCAUGUACCCCUUCCUUACCUGGAGUCACCCCUGAGGGCCCAGGCUCAUACUCCAGCCACCCAGUGACACCCACUGGCUCCCCUUCAACUGACCAUCACCCACCAUGGAAAUCCCACAAAGCCACCGGCUCCCUCCUGGUAGACUCCAGGGUUGAUUGCUUCACUUAGGACCCUGCAAGAUGCACUGGCCUCUGAGCCCGCUAUCUAGGAGCAAGCGCCAUGGUCAGCAGGCUCCAGCGGCCCAUGUGCAUUUCAUGAUGGCACUGCAGAAACAGGACUAAGAUGCACUUGAGACAGCCGGGGACUCUCCCCCCCCCCCCCCCCCCGCUCUACACACUGGACGCCCAGAGAGCACAGACGUACCCCGCUCUCUACGGAGGUGACUGGGUGCCUACCUGGAUGGAAACUUGGCUGCUAGGGUACUGUGCCCAGCCACAGGUGCCAAUCCCCACAAAGGGCUCAUCUGUGGAGCACCCACCUGCCGACAGCAGCUCCAUAUGCCUCUGCCUGGUGCCCUGACCCGGGGGCAGCUAGCACACAUGCGCUGAGAAGAAAGGUACAAGGGCACCAACUCGUCACAGCCAGACCCACCCCACCAUCUAGAAGGCGUCUAAAAGCCCUUCUGUCCCAGGCCUCAGAAUUUGGGCCAGGACAUUUCACAGGUGUCCACCUGAGGUGCCAAGUUGAACCCUCCACAUGUCGCCGUGAGAACAGCAGCCACCGCUGCCCAGAUCUCAGCCUCACCACGAUGCGCUGCUUUGCCACCAUUGGCUUUUAGGUCUGGCAUGACGCCGGUCCCUGGAGCAUCUGUGGAUAUGAAGAUCUGCCCAGUGGCCAUGUCCAGCUGGUACAACCUCUCCAGUUACAGCUCUGUAGAGACAGCCACAGGCAGCUGGGGCAAAAGGUGCAAAAGAAUCAGGAGCAAGAACAAGCCAGCAGGUGGCAGGGGCUGAGGCAGGGCCAGAAAUACCUCACCAACCUACGCCAGCCCCUCCGCUGCAGAUCCGCAGGCCCUGUGCAGACCACCCUUCCUUCCCAGGCAGCCAGUCUCUGCUUGAGGGCACUUCAUUUCUGUGUGUCAGGAAGGCUCACCUUGCUUCCUCCCCUCAGACACGAGCACGUCCUAUGGGGUCCCAUCGCCCCCUUGCCUCUGGGCUCCGCAUCCUCCGGCUAGCGGAAGUCAUGAAAAGGUGGCGCCGCAGAGGCCCACGGAGUCAACAUAGGCAUCUCUAGCAAGACCUAGAGCCAUGCUGGUGCUCAAAGGAGCUAAUGAACUGACCCCAGAUGGUGCCACAAGCUGGGGGUCCCAAGGACCCGUGUCUGCUGCUGCUAGUGACACAUCAAGUGGCUUGUGUGUCCUGAGGCCCAGAGGGGACAACCACCAUAGUCUGAGUUAACCGGGAAGGUCGGGCACAAAGCUCUGGACUCUCCUGACCACUUCACUUAAGUCCGUACACUUUGGCCACCUCUUUCCAUUCCUCAGUUAUGAAAUCACCUGUCACAUGACGCAGGUGACCCUCCUCUUCUUUGGAGGAGAAUGUGGCUUCUCUUCAGCUCUCGCAGGUCCUGGGAGUUCAAAACCUCAGAAUGUGGACUUGUUAGUGAUUCAGACGGCCAAGCGAGGAGACUCCUAGAGAAAGGCCCAGAGCUCCGCAGCCCACGCAUGCACUCCCACGGGACUCGGCCACUGGGCGGAGGGCAAAGCCUGUGCUCUGAGGGGCCUGGAGCAGUCUCCGACCGAUGCUGCAGACUUAGAAGAACCCUGACUGAGAACGCUGCAGCACUGACAGCCUCUAGCUUUUGAAGUGUUGACGAUUUGGUGUCUGGUAGGUUCUAGGUUGCACCCACCUCCUGGUUUCUUGUGUCCUGGUGAUGGUGAUGGCCGUGUGUGCGUGCCCAUGUCCGCCUUGUAUGGACCUGGCACAGGCAGACCUGGGAGGUAGGGCUGUGGCUCACAGCAGCACUGAGUGGCCUUUGGGUACCGUGUGGCAGGCACACAGAUGAGCACAAGGAUUCGCUAGGUGACAAGAAGAGCAUGGCCUCUCCCGUGGGUCCCCCUCCCCUGCCAGCGUGUCCCACAACUACUGCUGUCCCUGCAAGCACACACAUCUCUCUUGAAAUGGCUAACCAGAGCACAGUUCCCUGUCCCCAACAUCCCCACCCUGAAAAGUUGGUUCCUUCCUAAGGGCCUUGGAAAUGGCACUUGGGUGACAAACAUGGGGGGAGUAGGGGAGGUUCCAGGCUCACUUGCAAAUUUAUCAUAAGACCAAAUCUAAGAAUUCAUGUCAGCCUAACUCUGUCACAUGGAGAGGUGAGAGCCCCACUGUCCUCAGGGGAUGUGAGAGAGCUGUGACUCUUCUUCCUGGUGGUCAGCAGCGUGACCAAGGUCAUGCCGAAGCCCCUCUGUCAGAAGCACAUCCAGCAAGGGGGCUGGGGGCUGAGCACACACACCCUCCCUUCCACUGGGCUUGGCAAUCUUAAGCACAUUUCCUGUCAUUCCCCGAAACAAGCCCAACAGUGGGUGCUCUUUGUCCUGUCACACAGGAGCCUGAGGCGUGUCUAUAAGCUGCAAGGGACACAGCCAGAAUCUGACCCCAAAGCCCCUGGGCUAACCACUGGCCUUUGUGUCCAUCCCCAUGGGCUUUCUUUUGCCAUGGAGAUGUCGUCACAGCAUGACCGUGGGAGCCGCGGGUUCCUGGCGUGGGUCAGGCUGAGAGUCUGAUUGUCCUGUGUGUCCACCCACUCCCAAGGGCUCCCCAGCCUGAGAGCAUCUCACGCCACAUUUGUGGCCUCCUGGCCAGGGAGGAGGUAGAAAAGGGCCUGGCUGGGCUGCUGGGCCGUGAAGGGCUGGAAUCACGGAAGUAGUGUCCAGCUGAGCCGCAGAGCCGGAUAGAGAGGCUGGGCUCCCGUUCCUGCACCCAGCUCCCUCAGGUGACCCGGUGCCCAGCCUUCUCCACCUGCUCUGGGCAUGAGUCCCUGAGCACCUGCAGCAUCUGCGCCAGGAGACCAGGCUUUGUCCCCUUCAAAAGCUUGUGAGCCGCUGGGCCACCAUGUGGCGCUGGGACAAGGACCUUAGGCGCAACUGCCUUCCUGUGUAUUUAUACAAGGUGACUGCUUAGCAACGGGAAGUCUCACUGUGUGACUGUAUCUUAAUAUGAUUUGUUAAAUAAAUGUUUGUUUUAACCUCC
Molecule: messenger RNA, 4604 nt
Organism: Apodemus sylvaticus (European woodmouse)
Lineage: Eukaryota; Metazoa; Chordata; Mammalia; Rodentia; Muridae
Gene: Mvb12b
Product: multivesicular body subunit 12B
Exons: 10
Coding region: 203-1156 (317 amino acids)
Biological process (GO): virus maturation; viral budding; regulation of epidermal growth factor receptor signaling pathway
Cellular component (GO): ESCRT I complex; late endosome
Source: RefSeq, a predicted model, not a curated record